GUAAUCGUAGGCUGUCCGUGUUGAAAGACUGAAAGUAUUAUAAAAACCCCUUCGUUUUAGAGGAUUCUUCAGUUGCCUGGGUACUCGAUACCAUUUUGACCAGAGAAUCCUCCUCUUGAAUUGACAAGAGACAGCUUCAUCACACAGAAUCUACAGAGCUGGUAACCAAGUCCUACCAUUCUGAAAAUGGCAGAAAUUGAGGAAAUAAUUGAAGGUGUUGAAGAAUCCAUUGAAGGUGCUUCAGAAGAAGCUGAAGGAGCGUCAGAAGAAAUACAAGAGGAAGUAGAAGCUGAAGUGGCUGAAGCCAGCAGCGAGGUUGCAGAGUUCUCCAAAGUUGCUGAGACUUUAAAAACCUUCGCUAACGAUGCCAAAGCAUAUAUAUGGAAAAUAGUAAAAUUUCUCUUGAAAAAUGGAACUAUUGGUGUUAUUCUUUGGGGAGUAAAUGUGGGUCUCAACAAAUUAAUCAUCAAAGAUCCCCAACAAAGUUCAGAUGUGAAGAAGAAACGUACUGCCAUUAAGGCACUCACCACCGUGAUCAAGACUGAAACUGACUUGGGUAAGAAGACCUUGGAGUGGAUGAAAGAGCAUCAAGAUGACCAAAUUACCCUGGCUGGGUUUGAUGUGCCACUGGAAUCGGUUAUUGCAAAAUAUAUCACACCAAUAUCUGAGGCUGUUGAUAGAGCCUUUGAUAUAGCAAAAAACCUGCAGGCCAAGUUGGACGGAAAAGUUCAGUACCAAAUCCCAACUGGAGAAGACAUGAGAGAAAUCCUUACAGCUGGUGAUGCAUUUCACAAAGGCUUCAAUGACCUGGUCGCCUUCAUCUCUGAAAAUGUGCAGAAGAUUGAACAGCUGGCAACCUUUCCAGUGAAACAGGCAGACAUUGACCUUCUUACAACUCAGCUGAAAGCUGCCAAGGACUUACCUUUGUGGUAAAGAGAUGAGAUACCUUGAUUUGUGCUUACAAGAGAAAAGAGUCAGAAAGGUUGGUUUUCAGUUUUGUAUCUCUGGUUUCUGAUUGGUAAAAAAAAAUAAAAAAUUGUGCCAAACUUCAAGGACAGGGGAGUUUUAAAUGUUUCAGACCUGUGUUUAAAACAGAUAUAUAGUAAUUAACUCUUGCAGCCAUCCUUUAUUCUUCUCUUCAAUUCUCUUUUCCUCUUCACGCAUAAUUUACGUUACACAUGGCAAAAAUCUGUAAAAUAACUGUAAAUGUGCUGGAAACCUAUUGCCAGGGCUUUGUUUCAUAAUGAUAGAAUUAAAACUUUUUUAUUAUCAAUGUGUCCACAAUAAAAAGUAGACAUUUUCUGUUUUUUAUUGGUAAAUCUAUGUCCAUAUCGAGAUAGAGAUAAUGAUAGUGAUAGAGAUAGCGUUAGCGAUCGCUAAAUACAGCUAUGGAUUAGAACAGGCAGAGCUGUAUAAUGAUAUAUUAUUGUCAUGUGUUAUAACACUGCAGCACGUGUUAACUCAUGUCAUGUUAAUCAGUUUUAUGUUCAUGUGUUCAUUUUUGCUUUUAAAGCUUUGGAAAGGGAAUAAAAAUGUUUUGGAAGUGGGUCUAUAUUAUCACUGCUGUGGUGCUUGAUGUAUCAUAAAUAAACACUGCAGUUGCUCUCUUG
This is a messenger RNA of Amphiprion ocellaris (clown anemonefish), 1610 nucleotides long. RefSeq lists its product as uncharacterized. The record is from RefSeq and is a predicted model, not a curated record. Bases 187 to 933 code for a protein of 248 amino acids. The transcript is spliced from 3 exons. Lineage: Eukaryota; Metazoa; Chordata; Actinopteri; Pomacentridae.